Dama dama (fallow deer) is the source of this 5748-nucleotide messenger RNA. It is a transcript of the gene OMG, whose product is annotated as oligodendrocyte myelin glycoprotein. The coding region runs from base 3978 to 5309 and encodes 443 amino acids. Gene Ontology annotation, biological process: neuron projection regeneration. Gene Ontology annotation, molecular function: protein binding. The record is from RefSeq and is a predicted model, not a curated record. Lineage: Eukaryota; Metazoa; Chordata; Mammalia; Artiodactyla; Cervidae. The transcript is spliced from 2 exons.
GUCCUUUCUGAAUUUUGACUUGAUAAUUACUAUCUUGUCAGUCCUUCCAUACUUUUAUAAUACUUUAUUCAGUACUCUUAGCUGUUUUCAGCAGUAAAUUCAGUCUGUAUUACUAAAAAUAAAGAAUAUAAUACUUUCACUCUUAAAUAAGCACAAUAAACGCUAUCAACUUAAGUAACAAAGAUAAACAGAUUGGGUUGCCAAACUGUUGAUUAACAUGGGUGAGUUGUUCCUUGGCAGGUAAUUUGUUAUACUUUUCACAAUGUUGGGGUACCAUAUCCUAGAACAGCAUGUUUCACAAAAGAAUAUGUAAAUUAAUUUACUGCUUAGUCUAGAAUAUAAUAGUUGCAUAAACAACUGUAGUUCUUGACAGACUGUUAUAAAAUGUAAUGUGUCUGAAAAACAUCUAAAAUAAUUUGUAACAAAACACUUCAGCCUACCAAAAAUUAUUUUUUGGAGUAAUAACAUACUAUUAUUUUAUUUCAUGAGAAUUUCUAAAAUCAUAAGGACAGAUGGUUUCAAUUCAAGUGCAUUAAAAUGUACUUCCUGGACUUCCCUGGUAGUUCAGUGGUUAAGAAUCCGCCUUGCAAUGCAAGGGACACUGGUUUGAUCCCUGGUCUGGGAAGAUGCCACAUGCAGCGGACCAACUAAGUCUGUGUGCCAUAACUACUAAGCCCGCACUCUGGAGCCUGUGAGCUCCAACUACUGAAGUCCAUGUGCCCUAGAGUCUGUGCCCUCCAACAAGGGAAGCCAUUGCAGUGAGAAGCCUGUACCGCAAACAGAGAGUAGCCCCCACUUGUCACAACUAGAGAAAGCAUGCACACAGCAAUGAAGUCCUAGUACAGCCAAAAUGUAUAAAUAUUUUUAAAAUAAAUAAAAAAAUAAAUAAAAUGUACUUCCCUUUUUCUCCCGUCUAAGUAGUAACCAGGCCUGAUCCCGCUCAGCUUCUGGAUUAGACACCUUCAGGGUGGUAUGGCUAUAAAUAGUACUUCCACCCUCUUUUUCUUUUUGAGAAUUUUACAAUAAUCUUUGAAUAAUAGAAACAACCUCAUAUGUCCCCAAACUUAAAAUAAGAAACAUUGCUACUACUAUUAUAUUGGAAUUUUCUAUCAUAUGCGGCAAAAUCUGAUUUCAAUAUAGCCUAAACACAAAUUCAUAUGAUCCUCUAGCUACUGAAAUACCAUGUUCUUUCUUUCAAAAAAAAAAAGUACUAAUAAGUAUAAUGGAAUUGGAGAACUCUACUUCCACAUGGAUAUAAUGAGACUUCCUAAAAUUAAAAGGAGAGAUUUAAGUGUUUGGUAAACUGACCCCCAGGGCUUCCGUGGUGGCUCAGUGGUAAAGAAUCUGCCUGCCAAUGCAGGAGAUGUGGGUUUGAUACCUGGGCUGGGAAGAUCCCCGGAGAAGGAAAUGGCAACCCACUCCAGCAUUCUUGCCUGGGAAACUCCAUGGUCAGAAGAGCCUGGUGGGCUAUAGUCCAUGGGGUUGCAGAGCCGGACACAACUUAGCGACUAAACAACAACAAACUGACCCUCAGUCACUUCCUGUGAAGUUUAACAUACAUACAUACACAGAAGCUGAAAUAGAAGAAACUGAAAUGUCAAAACUCUCAUUCCUUAUUUCCACAAUAUUGUUGAACAUAGUAUUUUUAAAACACUAUUAUUAAGCACUAAGAUUGAUGAGUGGCUUCUCAAACUCACAGAAAGAAUCUUAAAAGAGUUCAAGGCUGAACCCUCAAAGUAAAGUGGGAAUGAAGUACCUGAUCAAUAAUAAAUUUUGAACACUACAGACUUUUAAAAUGUAGGUACUUUUAAUCUCAUACAAAACAUGACUCCUAGAGUAUAGUUUCUUCUCUAAGAAAAUCAGCUUCAAUUUUUAAUACAGUAAAUUCUAUUUAGGGUAAAAUUUGGGGUAAAAGAAUGUCAAAUGUAAUUUAGAGAAAAAUGAAGGAUUUAGUAAAUAGACAUAAAGAGAUUUUCUUUAUACGUAAUAUGCUAAUGAGUGAGCAAGUGAGUGAAAGUUGCUCAGUCCCUCCAACUCUUUAUGACCACAUAAGUUCCCUGGUUGUCUAGUGGUUAGGAUUCGGCGCUCUCUUUAUGACCACAUGGAAUUCUCCAGGCCAGAAUACUGGAGUGGGUAGCCUUUCCCUUCUCCUGGGGAUCUUCCCAACCCAGGGAUCGAACUGGGAUCUCCUGCAUUGCAGGCAGAUUCUUUACCAGCUGAGCCACAAAGGAAGCCCAAGAAUGGAGUGGGUAGCCUUUCCCUUCUCCAGGGCAUCUUCCCAACCCAGGGAUCGAACCCAAGUCACCCACAUUGCAGGUGGAUUCUUUACCAGCUGAGCCACAAGGGAAGCCCAAUAACUGCUGGUUUUUAUUACUUUUAAAAUUUAUUUUACUUUUGGCUGUCCCAGGUCUUCACUGCUGUGAGGGUUUUUCUUCAGUUGUGGUUAGCAGAGGCAACUUUCUAGGUGAGGUGCUCGGGCUUUUCAAUGCAGUGGCUUCUCUUGUUGUGGAACACAGGAUCUAGAGUGUGUGGGUUUCAGUAGUUGCGGCUCCCAGGCUCUAGAUCACAGGCUCAGUAUGCGUGGCAUGCGGGCUCAGCUGCCCCAGGGGCUGGGGGAUCUUCCCCAACUAGGGAUCAAACCUGUGGAGCCCGUGGUUCCUACACUGGCAGGUGGAUUCUUCACUGCCGAGCCACCAGGGAAGCCCCAUACCUUCUGGUUUUUAAAUGGUAACAAUCUGGCAAAGAAAAUGUCAUUACCUUGUUUUCUUUUCUAAGGUAAGUUGGCUCUUCUAGAAAUUAGAUCCAACUUUUAACAGAUUAUUUACACAAUUGGUCCACUAAAGAGUAGAGCUAAAGCUAUCAUAAAUCUCAUUUUAUACAGCCCCUAAUGAAAAACUUCCCUUUUAUAUUAUUUCAUGUACUUUUAGAACUACAAACUGUUUUCUCAGUAAGAUAAAAUGUAAAACAUUCUGAAGAAAUUAUCUACAAUUUAUGCUAUUAUUUUCAAGACAUAAAAUCAAAUAAAUGGUCAUUCACAUAUUACCAAAGAUGUCUCUGGAGAAAAUAAUAUUCAUAUUCACUCACCAAAGUAACUUCAUGAAGGAAAAAAAUCCUUAAUCCAAAAGACAUAAAAUAAAACAUAUUUACAUUACCACAUGAACUGAUAAUUUUAGAAAAUGAGACAUUUGUUAAAAAACGUAGCCUCGUUUGUGCAUAGCCUGGGUAAAAUAAUCCUUUGUAUCAAAAAGAUAAAGAUAAAAUAAUCAUAUUUAAAUACUUUUGUACUUCCCCAAAAGAUGAACAGUUAAGUGGCUGAUAAAUUUGAAAAGCUGACUGUAUAUAAUAAUCACCAUACUGGGGGAGCAUAUAAAAAAUCAGAUGUUAUUUUUAAAAGUGACAUGACAAUUUUACCAUUUUAGGGGAAAAAAAAAAAAACAACAACAUGAGAAGGCAGAGUUAAAAAACAGUUAAACUAAUAUCUUAGAAAACCACCCACAAGGAAGGUCAAAUUCAUUUUCAGCAUUUUUCAAUGUAUAAAAAGCAUGAAAAGUAGGAGCAUUAAAAAGAACCACGAAUUCUCCACGAGGUAAAUGUUAAAAUGUGGAGCCAAAGCUCAGACAAACGCACAGAAAUGAGUAGGGCCAGGGCUAAAGUCCACGAGGUUUUCCUUCCUACGGCAAAUCUGAGAUAUAUGGGCACACUCAAUGCUAUAAAUUAAGAAGAAGGAUUUUUUCGGGGUUCACUCUGUUGCGCGUGCACCUCCUGCAAUAGAUUUGAGCCAGCACCAAUGGCAGCUCCGCAGUCCCCCUGUGUGGUGCUGAUCAGGUGGUUGCAGAGCUCCAGCUCACAGCAACACAAUGCAGCUGAGCAGGCAAGCACAGCCCACAGCCAGAAGCGGUUCCUACUUUCCAGAACAAGGCGACCUUUAAGCUUAAGUUUCCCGGAGAAAAUGAGAUGCUGAUGUUGAAGACGACACUAUGGCUUUGAUGGAAUAUCAGAUAUUGAAAAUGUCUCCCAGCCUGUUCAUCCUUCUGUUUCUCACACCUGGUAUUUUAUGCACUUGUCCUCUCCAAUGUAUAUGCACCGAGAGGCACAGGCAUGUGGACUGUUCAGGCAGAAACUUGACUACAUUACCAUCUGGACUGCAAGAGAAUAUUAUCCAUUUAAAUUUGUCUUAUAACCACUUUACUGAUCUGCAUAACCAGUUAACCCAGUACACCAAUCUGAGGACCCUGGACAUUUCAAAUAACAGGCUUGAAAGCUUGCCUGCUCGGUUACCUCGGUCCCUCUGGAAUAUGUCUGCUGCUAACAACAACAUUAAACUGCUUGAAAAAUCUGAUACUGCUUAUCAGUGGAACCUUAAAUACCUGGAUGUUUCUAAGAAUAUGCUGGAAAAGGUUGUCCUCAUUAAAAAUACACUACGAAGUCUCGAGGUUCUCAACCUCAGUAGUAACAAACUCUGGACAGUUCCAACCAACAUGCCCUCCAAACUACAUAUCGUGGACCUGUCUAACAAUUCCUUGACACAAAUCCUUCCAGGAACAUUAAUAAACCUGACAAAUCUCACACAUCUUUACCUGCACAACAAUAAGUUCACAUUCAUUCCAGAUCAAGCUUUUGACCAACUCUUUCAGUUGCAAGAGAUAACACUUUACAAUAACAGGUGGUCAUGUGACCACCAACAAAACAUUACUUAUUUACUUAAGUGGAUGAUGGAAACAAAAGCCCAUGUAAUAGGGACUCCCUGUUCUAGCCAAAUAUCAUCUUUGAAGGAACAUAACAUACACCCCACACCUUCUGGAUUUACCUCAAGCUUGUUCACUGUAAGUGGGAUGCAGACAGUGGACACCAUUAACUCUCUGAGUAUGGUAACUCAGUCCAAAGUGACCAAAAUACCCAAACAAUAUCGAACAAAGGAAACAACAUUUGGUGCCACUCUAAGCAAAGACACCACCUUGACUAGCACUGACAAGGCUUUUGUGCCCUAUCCAGAAGAUACAUCCACAGAAACCAUCAAUUCACGUGAAGCAGCUGCUGCAACUCUAACUAUUCAUCUCCAAGAUGGAAUGGUUACAAACACAAGCCUCACUAGCUCAACAAAAUCAUCCCCAACACCCAUGACCCUAAGUAUUACUAGUGGCAUGCCAAAUGAUUUCUCUGAAAUGCCUCAACAAAGCACAACCCUUAACUUACGGAGGGAAGAGACAACCACAGAUGGAAAGACACGCUUACCUUCUGUGGCAAGUGCUUGGAAAGUAAAUGCUUCGUUUCUCUUAAUGCUCAAUGCUGUGGUCAUGCUGGCUGUCUGAGGGUCUGCACUUUUCCGAAAUUUAAUGAAUGAACCCCUCCCUGAUGUACAGCUGGGAAAAUAUUCCCCUAUCUAACCAAUGACUCAAGCUAUAUUAAGUAUUUAAGAAAGCCAGUCUUACCAUUUCUGACUCUGAUGUAAAUGAAGUAACUUGUCUUAAAUAAAAGGAGUGCACAAUGUCUUGGUACUUGCUGCUAUUUUACUGUCUUAAUGAAGUAAAACUAAUGAGUUUCUUUUUUUUAAAAAUGAAGUGUUUUCUUUUUAAGGCUUCAAUUUACUGCACAAAAUAUAAAGCAUCUAAACUUUAAUAUGUAUUUUAUGUAUGUUUACACUGUCAAACAUCUGGGAAAAAAAUAAAAGGUCUAUGCUCAUAUAACUGUGUCACUUGGCUUUCUAGUCACACCAACUUAAUCUACUUACCAGAAAUGACAUGACAAACU